GUUCUAUCUUUUGAUCGAAAUCCAGGAUUCUGAUAUUGAAAUGGUGAAUGCAGAGCAGAAAUCAAAUGCAAAACAGCCAAAGAAGCAAGGAGGAUCAAAGACGCUUUUUGCUUAUAAUCUUUCCUUCAGAAUUAAUAGAUCUGACAUAGAGGAUUUCUUCAAAGAAGCUGGUGAAGUUGUCGAUGUUAGAAUUGCUUCACGUGAAGAUGGUACUUUAAAGGGAUUUGGGCAUGUUGAAUUUGCUUCUGCAGAUGCAGCUCAUAAGGCAUUGCAACUGAACGGCUAAUAUUGUAUCGCUGGAAUAUUUACAGCAAUGCUGGUGACAACUACCAGAGUGGCGGCAUAAG
This is a messenger RNA of Camelina sativa (false flax), 347 nucleotides long. NCBI's taxonomy places the organism in Eukaryota, Viridiplantae, Streptophyta, Magnoliopsida, Brassicales, Brassicaceae. The record is from RefSeq and is a predicted model, not a curated record.